Messenger RNA from Aureococcus anophagefferens, 876 nucleotides. RefSeq lists its product as hypothetical. Gene Ontology annotation, cellular component: membrane. Gene Ontology annotation, biological process: carbohydrate metabolic process; ganglioside catabolic process; glycosaminoglycan metabolic process. Gene Ontology annotation, molecular function: beta-N-acetylhexosaminidase activity. Lineage: Eukaryota; Pelagophyceae; Pelagomonadales; Pelagomonadaceae. The record is from RefSeq and is a predicted model, not a curated record. Bases 1 to 876 code for a protein of 291 amino acids. The transcript has a single exon.
AUGCGCGUAGCAGCAUGGCUGCUGCUGCUGCUCAACGCGCGCGCCACGACGAUCUGGCCGGCGCCGGCCCACAUGCACGCGGGCAGCGGCAUCGUGGCCGUCAGCAGCGACGCCGAGUGGCGCCUGUCGCACCCGCGCUGCGAGACGCUCCGCGCCGCCGUGGAGCGCUACCGCGCGCUCAUCUUCGCGCGCGGCCCGCGGCCCGUCGCGCGGGGCGUGCGGCGCAUCGAUGUCGUCGUCGCCAACGCGUCCGAGGCCUACCCGGCGGACUGGUCGGCCGUCGACGAGAGCUACGAGCUCUCGCACGCGGAGGACGGCGCCGCGGUGCGCGCGCGGAGCCGCACGGUCUUCGGCGCGCUGCGGGCGCUCGAGACGCUGAGCCAGGCCGUGAUCUUCGGCGCCUUCGGCAGCGACGGCUACUUCCUGCCGUCGCCGUUCAAGGUGCGAGACGCGCCGCGCUUCGCGCAUCGGGGCCUCCUCGUGGACGCGGCGCGCCACUUCCUGCCGCCGCGCCUGCUGGAGCGGACCGUCGACGCCAUGAGCUACACGAAGCUGAACGUGCUCCACCUCCACCUGAGCGACCACGAGUCCUUCCCGCUGCGCCUCCCGGGCUUCCCGUCGUUGAAGCCGUGGAGUUGGCGCGAGGCCUACACCGUCGACGACAUGGCGCGCCUCGUCGAGUACGGCCGCCUGCGCGGCGUCGCCGUCAUGGCCGAGGCCGACUCGCCGGGCCACGCGGCGCCGAGCUGGUGCCGCGGCAACGCGUCGCAUCUGUGCGUCGCCUCGUGCGUCGCGCCGGACGGCGGCUUCAAGCCGCCGCUGCGGCCGGGCGCGGAGACGGAGGCGUUGGUCGACGGCAGCGUCCUGCGGCCGUGA